UGUAUGUGUGUGUGUGUGUGUUAUAUCUAUAUAUGUUGAUACAUACAUAUCUUUACCAAAGAUUACUCUAAACACCUCCAAUAAUAUUAUUAUUCCAUUGAUUCCCAAAUUAAACUCAUAGCUAUAGUUAAGCGAUCAUGAGUAGCGGCACAGAAGGCAAAGUUUUCACAGAAGAGCAGGAAGCUCUAGUGGUCAAAUCUUGGGCUGCAAUGAAGAAGAAUGCUGGAGAAUUGGGUCUUAAAUUCUUCCUCAAGAUAUUUGAGAUUGCGCCAUCUGCCAAGAAGCUGUUUUCUUUUUUGAAGGACUCUCCUGUUCCGCCGGAGCAGAACGCAAAGCUCAAGCCACAUGCUAUGACUGUCUUUGUUAUGACAUGUGAAGCGGCAGUUCAACUUCGGAAAGCCGGCAAAGUAACAGUUCGAGAAUCAAACUUGAAAAGACUUGGUGCUGCCCACCUUAAAUAUGGCGUUGUAGAUGAGCAUUUUGAGGUCACAAAAUAUGCACUCUUGGAGACCAUAAAGGAAGCAGUGCCAGAAAUGUGGUCCCCAGAGAUGAAGAAUGCAUGGGGAGAAGCUUAUGAUCAAUUAGUUGCUGCUAUUAAGUCUGAGAUGAAACCCUCCACUUAGAAUUGUUUUGUAAAACUUGUGUUGUAAAAAAUUUUCUUCAAAACCUUGGAAACAAGACUCUAGUAGUGUCUUUGAGAGAAAGGAUAUGUAUUUGCUUUUUUAUGUAUCGUGUUUUAAGGUAUGGAAUAACAUUAAAAGUUUCAUUAGUUUCCUUCAA
Molecule: messenger RNA, 780 nt
Organism: Morus notabilis
Lineage: Eukaryota; Viridiplantae; Streptophyta; Magnoliopsida; Rosales; Moraceae
Product: non-symbiotic hemoglobin
Exons: 4
Coding region: 138-623 (161 amino acids)
Molecular function (GO): heme binding; oxygen binding
Source: RefSeq, a predicted model, not a curated record